CAGCCCAAUAUUUCAAAAGCCUAUCUCAUUCGCCGCCCCAUCCCUUCCUACUUACGAAAGCAAACCGCAGAGGCGCAGAAGCUAGAGGACGAAGCCUACUGCCGAAACCGAAUCGGAAAGAGAGUGCCGACUGCUAGAACGCCGCCGGUAGAGAGACGCCGCUGCACCCUCCAGGCACCCUCCAGACGCCGCCGCACCUUCCAACUACUUCAACGGUAUCUUUGCGAUGACUGAAACCCCCAAGGACAAAUCCAGUAAAGCCGAAAAGAUAAAGAAGCAAGACAAAAGUAAGCGGAAGAAAUUAAAUGUGAACGAAAAUGAUGGUGACAAGCAUGACAAGGGAGAAGAAAGGACCUUGAAGAAAGAAAAGAGAACUAAGAGAAAGAAUGUGGAGAAGAAGAAGAAGAAGAAAGACAUAGAUGAGAACAUGGCAGAACAUGAGUUAAAGGAAGAGAAAAAAAGGGAUAAGGUUAGAAAGAGGGAGGAAGAUGACGAAGGAAGAGAAGAAGAAGAAGAAGAAGAAGAAGAAGAAGAAGAAGAAGAAGAAGAAGAAGAAGAAGAAGAAGAGCAGGAGGAAGAUGAUCAGGAAGAGGAAGAAGAAGCCAAAGAGGCAGAUGAGGAUGCGGUGAAGGAGAUAAAGAAGGUAGUAAGGAGUUCCAGCUCAGGGAUAAUGAGUAUAGAAUCGUUUGAUACUUUGGGUCUCUCAGAGCUGACUAUGAAAGCUAUUAACGAGAUGGGGUUUAAGCACAUGACUAAGAUCCAAGCUCAAGCCAUUCCUCCAUUGUUGGAAGGAAAAGGUGUUCUUGGUGCUGCAAGGACUGGAUCUGGUAAAACUCUUGCAUUUCUCAUACCGGCUGUUGAAAUGUUAUUUAAUGUUCAAUUUACGUAUCGCAAUGGAACUGGAGUCAUCAUCAUUUGCCCCACUAGGGAACUGGCCAUUCAGACUCAUGCUGUGGCAAAAGAGCUGCUUAAGUAUCACUCACAGACUCUGGGAUUGGUUAUUGGAGGUGCAGCGCGAAGAGGGGAAGCUGAGCGUCUUACGAAAGGAGCAAACCUUUUAGUAGCUACCCCUGGGCGUCUUCUCGAUCAUCUUAACAACACCAAGGGCUUUGUAUAUAAGAACUUGAAGUGUCUCAUCAUUGAUGAAGCCGAUAGGAUACUAGAAGCAAACUUCGAAGAAGAAAUGAAACAGAUUUUGAAACUUCUACCCAAAGUGGAUAGACAAACUGCUCUAUUUUCUGCUACACAGACUAAGAAGGUAGAGGAUCUUGCUCGCUUGUCUUUUCAAACAACUCCUGUCUACAUAGAUGUGGAUGCUGGAAGAAAGAGGGUAACAAAUGAAGGACUCCAGCAGGGGUACUGUGUCAUCCCUAGUGCUAAGCGGUUUGUCCUUCUUUAUUCCUUUCUGAAGAAGAACCUUUCAAAGAAAGUAAUGGUUUUCUUCUCUUCGUGCAACUCUGUAAAGUUCCACUCAGAACUACUUCGAUACAUCGGCAUUGAAUGUUUAGAUUAUUAUGGAAAGCAAAAGCAGCAAAAAAGGACAUCUACCUUCUUUGAUUUCUGCAAACUCGAAAAAGGCAUAUUGUUGUGUACAGAUGUUGCUGCAAGGGGUCUUGACUUUCCUGAUGUGGACUGGAUUAUACAGUAUGACCCCCCAGAUUGUCCUACGGAAUAUAUUCACAGAGUAGGUAGAACAGCUCGUGGUGAAGGUGCCAAGGGGAAUGCCUUGCUUUUCUUGAUUCCGGAGGAAUUGAUGUUUCUUUCUUAUCUUCAGGCGGAAAAAGUACCUGUAAAAGAAUAUGAAUUUGAUAACAAAAAGCUGGCAAAUGUGCAGUCUCACCUGGAGAAGUUGGUUUCAAAUAAUUUUUAUCUGAACAAAUCUGCUAAAGAGGCUUAUAGAUCAUACAUAUUGGCAUAUAAUUCACACUCCAUGAAGGAUAUAUUCAAUGUACACCGGCUUGAUUUGCAGGCGGUGGCGGCGUCUUUCUGUUUUUCAUCUCCCCCAAAAGUAAGCUUGAAUAUAGACAGCAAUGCGUCCAAGUUCAGGAAGAAGCGCAAAACCGAAGGAAGAUCGAAUGGGUUCAGCAAGGACAGGCCUUAUGGGAAGUAAAGUGGUGGGGAUGACAAGUGAGGUCUGCAGCUAAAAAUGGUUUCUUGCUGGCAAAGAGGUGGAAGAGUGUCUUCUUUAUAUUAACAUUUUUGGACCUUUAUAUAUUUAUAUUACUGCAUUUAUGGUUUGUUUUUCUAACUUUUUUUGGGCAUUUAGGGAAAUUUGUGGAAAAGUAGUGCGUUGUACGGAGUAUUUGUUUGUUACCGAGUAGUUUAUCUUGGAGUACUUUUUUUGAGCACACAAAAACCUUUUUUUG
Molecule: messenger RNA, 2366 nt
Organism: Cuscuta campestris
Lineage: Eukaryota; Viridiplantae; Streptophyta; Magnoliopsida; Solanales; Convolvulaceae
Source: the annotation of a GenBank genome assembly